Messenger RNA from Populus nigra (black poplar), 1107 nucleotides. RefSeq names its product protein LOL1-like. Lineage: Eukaryota; Viridiplantae; Streptophyta; Magnoliopsida; Malpighiales; Salicaceae. The coding region runs from base 362 to 835 and encodes 157 amino acids. The record is from RefSeq and is a predicted model, not a curated record. The transcript is spliced from 6 exons.
UGUUGAUGAUUUGAAAAAAACCAUAUCAUAAUUUACUAAAGUCUUGUAGCUCCCUGUAAACUUAUGUGUGUUACUAGGAUUUAAAAAAAACCACAUCAUUCGUUCCAAUUUCAUUGGUCCUUUUCAAAGUUUAAUUUAACAUAUUUCUCUCGCCCACUCAUCUGCAAGUUGUUAAAGGUGUGUGCUUGACAAAUGUUCAGACUGGAUUCUUUGUUCUUGAAGCUCUCCAAGCUUGUUUGUUUCUCUAAAUGAUAUCCAACAAAUAUUCUUGCAUGGGAGAAAUGGCUGUGCUUUGUGUGUUUGAGACUGUGUAAGCUUGUACCAAAUCGAAGAAGAAAGAUUAGCUUUGUGAGGUUUUGCAAUGCCAGUUCCUCUUGCACCUUAUCCAACACCUCCAGCCCCAUAUGCUCCUCCUGCUCCAGCUCCAGCUCCCCCUCCUCCUCCUCCUCCAGCCAACGGUGCACAGAGCCAGCUCGUGUGUUCUGGAUGUCGAAACCUGUUACUCUAUCCAGUUGGAGCAACCUCUGUAUGUUGUGCUGUUUGCAAUGCAGUAACAGCUGUGCCACCUCCUGGCACAGAAAUGGCCCAGUUGGUUUGCGGAGGUUGCCACACCUUACUGAUGUACAUCCGUGGAGCAACGAGCGUGCAGUGUUCUUGUUGUCAUACAGUCAAUCUAGCCUUGGAGGCAAAUCAAGUGGCACACGUCAAUUGUGGGAGCUGCAGGAUGCUGUUGAUGUACCGAUAUGGAGCACGGUCUGUGAAAUGUGCUGUUUGCAAUUUUGUCACACCAGUUGGGGUCUCAUCAAGCGUUAAUGAACGCAAGUUCAAUACCUGAAUUGUUACGCAGCUGAACUAAAGUUGGCCAUUACAAACUCUACAAAUAUGUUUUUGCAUAUUACAAUAUCUCCUCCGACGAUAGCAUCUCCCGGUGAAGAAGAGGAAAUCCCCUCCAGUCACAUGUAUAGAGUUAUAUUUUUCUCUCCCUUUUGCGUGGCCUACUUAAUUUGUAUGAAAAAUAAGCAGUUUUAGCGGAUUGAAUGAAUGUAUGUGAAGUAAUAAUAUUCAAUGGAAAGACUUUUAGACUGUGGCCCUGAACGCAUUUGGAAA